This is a messenger RNA of Dichomitus squalens LYAD-421 SS1, 1067 nucleotides long. RefSeq lists its product as uncharacterized. The record is from RefSeq and is a predicted model, not a curated record. Lineage: Eukaryota; Fungi; Basidiomycota; Agaricomycetes; Polyporales; Polyporaceae. The transcript is spliced from 3 exons. The coding region runs from base 8 to 910 and encodes 300 amino acids.
CGCUGCUAUGACUUUGUCGAUUCCAGGAAACCUUCAAGCAGACCAUAAGCUGCUUCGACAUAACAAGUAUUGGUUCGAUGACGGCUCUCUGAUCCUGCGUGCUCAGAACGAUAUCUACAAAGUCCAUCGGACUCUGCUUGAACGGCAUUCCCGCACCUUGUCGACCUUGCAUCCCUCGGAAGAGUUGGACAAAGGGCCGAAGUCAGUAGAUGGAUUGGCUGUCAUGCAGGUUCCGGAUGAGCUGGAGGUCAGGAGCGGCGACCUGGAGGUUCUACUAGAGCACCUCUACCACGAUGUUGUCUUAGAUGAAAGGGCGUCCUUCCCAAGACUGGCAUCUCUGUUGAGGGUGUCCUCUGAGCAGCAGCUCGACUUUCCAUCCAUACACGCGCUCGCGAAGAGCCGACUGGAAGAACUGUUUCCAGCAAAUCCCGAAGCGUUUUUACGCUCUGAAUAUGCCGAAGAGGCCCUUGCGCUUUCGGUCAAGUACGACAUACCCUCAAUUCGGAAACCGCUGUACUACACGGUCGCAACACACCCUCACGAACGCGCACCCCAAGAGCAGGAUCUCAAUUCGACGACCACUCAUCCUGGACUCGCACCAGAAGUCACAGCGCGCUGUGACGCGCUCCUCGAAUCGCUCCUCGAACAUUUCACGCCUGUUCUCUUCACCGUCGCAACUGCAGGUCACAUGGCCUGCACAGACGUCUUCGCAGAGAAGUGGAUGCCCCUUGUCAUUCAGCCCGCGCUCGAUGAUAACGGAUUGUGUCGCCCGUUGGAGACGCUGGAGCGGAUCAUUGCAAUCGACUGGGUUGCUGAGGGUCUAUGUCCCGAGUGCGUGAAGGAGAAGACGGAGGAGUGGCGGGGUGAGCAGAGGGACGUCUGGGGGAAAAUGGAUAAGUGGUUAAAUUGAUCAGGCUGUGUUCUAGUAGGUAGGAAGCUGUAGCAUACUGACGAGUUAAGUUGUAGCUAUUCUGCUUGUAUCGUUAGACAAGUGCUCGCGAGGCGUCUGCUGAUCCUGCAGUAUGCGUUCCGAGUAUCAGGGUAUUCUCUUGACUGCUGAUUUUUGC